AUGGGUAUGUGGUGGUGGUCUGUUGCGGUGCCUGUAUAUGAGGAAAGCAGGAAGAGAAACUUUUUCCAACUGUCAAAUACUUGGCCUUUUGUCGUCAAUUAUGAAUGGCAGUCGCAGCGCUGUCGUUGGCGGGAGGCGAAAGAUUCUGUUCCGCUCCGACACGAAGAGCGAGCGGCACGGCUAAUUUCGGGAUGCCGACGGCUUCUCACCUCAUCUGGGCUGGAGGGCAUUAUUCUUCAAGCAAGAAUGAGACAAGGAAGUAAGGCGCGUAGUGUUUUUCUCAGCCAGGUCGCUGCUACGCUGCUAAACCUAUUUGCAUAAUCAUGUAAACACAACGCAAGCUCGCCCCGACGCGAAAUGCAUUCGAUAGCGCAUCAAUGCCCUACCGUAGACGGCGGGCUGCGAAGCUUGCGAUGAGAGAAGAAAGAGCAAUACAUCUGAUCCUCUGCAUGGCACAAACAUCAUCGCUUGAACGUCCUUGAGAAAAAAGCCACAUCCAUCAACAUAUCUCACGCGAACCAAUCCAUAACGCCCCUUCCAGCACCUCGCCGCCUCGUGGCCUAUGCAUGCGGUGAUGAUCCGUCAAUCGAAAAGGUCCGUAUGGUAACUCAUGCUUUUGUUUUCUGUCAGAAAGGUAUGCAACCAAGUCCAAAUAAUCCGAGGGUCCCCGCUAACGCCGGACUUCCUAAGCCAAAAAAUAUGCCACAUCCGCUUGGCAAAGACAUCGACAAUCGCGGAGUAGUGGCAGACGUGUCGAGAGAGCUCGGGUGUCGUCGCGGAGCUGUAAUUAUUGAGACUUGUACUUUGGUGACAGCGAGCCAAAGCCGUAAGGACUUGGCAGACCACGGACAAACCCCUUUUUUGCUGUGAGAUCUCCACUCAGCCAUGAAAUGAUAGGUAUAAGGUACCCAGCAAUGAAUGAUGAGGCCUCAUGCGUCCAGUCGGUCUUUCAUAUCCUGGUCGAGAAGGUCGGUCAACUUCUUGCGGUUCUUGACAUUCAACGCCCCGUCACGAUAGGCCUGUCGUAGUUGCUUGAAAGCGGCACCUUGAAGAAUUGCAGGUUCGUUUUUGACCAAUUCAACGUAGUCCUUGACUACGUGCUCUCGGAUAGGACUGGGGCUGGAGAGAGCUUUCGCGUAGAAUUGGACAAGAUUUUGCAAGCCCGUGUCGUUGUGACGUUCUUGUGCGUCGUUGUUCGCAAAGAAUUUGAAUUCUCCAUAGACUUUGUUGUUGAAGUUGCGGAUCAAGAAGUGGGACCAGAAUUGGUACAGCACGUCAAGAUCAUAGGGACAAGUACCAGUCGCAGCUUCUUCCCGCUGGGAGAGUGCCCUCACUCGGAGUGCGUGAUAUGGCUCGUGGGUCGAGUUCUCUGGAUACUGUUCUGUAGGAA
Molecule: messenger RNA, 1390 nt
Organism: Pseudocercospora fijiensis CIRAD86
Lineage: Eukaryota; Fungi; Ascomycota; Dothideomycetes; Mycosphaerellales; Mycosphaerellaceae
Exons: 3
Coding region: 1-321 (106 amino acids)
Source: RefSeq, a predicted model, not a curated record